Molecule: messenger RNA, 2177 nt
Organism: Pararge aegeria (speckled wood butterfly)
Lineage: Eukaryota; Metazoa; Arthropoda; Insecta; Lepidoptera; Nymphalidae
Exons: 3
Coding region: 1-756 (251 amino acids)
Source: RefSeq, a predicted model, not a curated record
AUGCCGGGCCACGCGAAUAGUCCAUAUUGGGCGGCUGUGGAUUUCGAUAGCGAAGGGGAAGAAGAAAAGAAUCCCCCGCCAAGUAACCGUGUUUACCUCGAUCCUUGGGAUAACGACGCCUUUGGGAUGUUGCAAGGAGAGUCCCCGGAUUCCAGCACAGAACAAAUUAACUCCUUCGCCGGGGAACCGGUCAGCGCCAGUUUCUACUACGUUCCAACUAAGACUUACGAUUCUGGGGAGGAGCCGAAACCGAACAAACGCACUCUGUUCCCAGAGGAUAUGGUCACGCCUGAUUAUUCUGUUUACGGGCGGAGACCCUCCAGACAUGUGAUGCCUGAAUACAGCGAUCGCGACAUGCCGAUCUACGGUCACAGACCAAUACCGGAACGCAGAAGGUCAAUGUACAUCGAGGAGCCAGUAUACGUACCUGUGCCUCACCCCAAGGUGUAUGAAAGUCUCUACGGACCGGUGCCGAUGCCAAAUCCAUACAUGCAUCCUCCGAGACCGCGUAUGUCUCUUCAACAUCAGCCUGAGUACGUGAUGGGGAAUGGUUACGGCAAGCAGCGAAGACAUUCAAGGUUGACAGAAGCGUACGAGCAAUACGCGUACGAAACCCUGUCACCAGAAUAUGAGGACUGGGCGCGACCAAUGCCGAAAACAGCACCGGACAACUUCCAUCUAUCCAGAUAUGGGCACCUUCAAAUCGACUACUCUUGCAGUUGGAACUCUCUUGACAGAAUAAUUCGGAACCAAUGAAAAAUAUUGCAUUUCAUUACAUAGCUUGCUUACUUAUAAAAUCUGGGCAGGGCUUUUCAGUGCAAUUCUGAUUUAACUAUACAAGGAUUUUCACCGAUAAACCCUGCAAAGGCAAAAAUAAAUUUUUAUCACAAAAAAAAUGUGAUCGAAGAAAAAUGCCUUUAUACAUAAAAACUUAAUAUGAAGACCAAAAAAUAGGUAGGUAUCUAAAAAGAGUAUGAACUAUUCAUACCUACUAAAAAAAGUAGCUAUAGCCUAAAGCAAAAAAAAAAAUUGAAAGAUUGUUUCAUAAUUGUAAUUUUGCUACAUUAUAGUGUAUUCAGAAAUGCAAUAGAUAUUUUAAAAUCUAUUUUAACACGUAUUCCAAUAUAAUUGUUAUUUUUAUUACCUUAUGUAUGAAAUUAAUUAUAGCUAUUUGUAUCUUAACGGUAUUUUUAUCUUACUUAUACCGUUUCGAUAACUCAAUAAAAAUUUAUCUUAGUAGAUGGGUUAUUUUUCUUUGCAAAAGUUACUUAUUUUGUAUAAGUUACUGUAAAUGGAAAACUAAUGAAACCAGUAGGUCUGGGAUUUUUUUAGUUUCUGGGAUAGGGGAAGUUUAGGUACCGUGAUACGAUUACCCCAUCUCCCCCUUUAACAUAACACAUAUUUCCAAAAGUAUUCAAAUGAUGUGUUUCAUAUUAUUUUCAGUGUGUAGCACAGGCGAGUAAAUGGUGUAGGUACUGUCAAUGUUAUCUAAUUUGAGUGAUUUCACUGUAAGACAUUUUACUACGCUGUUUAUUAUUAUAAUAAUAGGAUAUAUAGAUAUUAUAAAUAUUUCGUUCGGUUUGCUUUUGUUGCAUGUAAAGUUAAUUUGCGAUUAUACAAAUAAUAAUUAUUAAUUUAAGAAGACUGUAGCACUUGAUCGCUGAUGCAUAAUUGCAUAAUAAUUAUAUUUUAACAAACAGCUAAUGCAGCUUUGAUGAACGCACCUUGAACGUAAUCUUGUUUUUUUUGUCUACGUAAGCAAUGAACAAAGAGUUUUUAGCUGUUAAUAAUUAUUCGUUUAAUUAAAAAAAAAUGUAUAAGUACUCUUAAUUAAAGUAUUAUACUUGCAAUUAAUUAUUAGCAGUAGGUAAUAUAAGAAACAAAAUUAAAUUAGUAGUCUAAAGUAGUUCUCUGAGGCAAAGAUCUUUUUAUACCUAUUUCAGUAUUAGGGUUUAAGUAUUAUUAAUUAUUGUACUAGUUUAUUGGUUAAAUUAAUAAGUAGGCAUUGUUACCUACACCUUGACUGAGAUUCUUCACACUCGCUAUCCUCUCACUUCUGUGGAUAAUAUUGUACGCCUCAUAAGCGUAGCGUUGAGGUGGGUAUUACUGUCAGUUUUCGCACACCGAGUGAUUCUCCAACUUAAAAUGUUUUUUUGUUCCUUAUUGCUUUUAUAAGU